AUGAACAUGGAUGAGGAGGCAUCCCUCGAAUGUUACUUUGACCAGACUAUUGCUGGCUCAUCCGAUUAUAUCUUUGAAGGAGAUCUGGGUCUGCAGGGUUCAACUCCACAGCUCCAGGAUUCCUCUUUUCUGUCCUCUUUAGCCUCUCAGGAACAAGAUCUGACAGAGGACUUGGACCUGAGCUUCUUACCUGAUGAUCUGAGCACUCAGGAUGAGCCGUCGCAGGUUGAGAAAGACCGCAAGAAUGAAGACAGUGGCGUCUACACCGACUGCCUGCCGAGAGAGUCCACAGAGGCAGAUAUUGACACCAGUAAUUCGGCCCAAAAUACCUCACAGUUCAACCUCCCGAUGACACCCAUGACCCCGAUGACACCCAUGACCCCAGUGGCAGAGAGUUCAGGCAUCAUCCCGCAAUUACAGAAUAUUGUGUCAACGGUGAAUCUUGCUUGCCCUCUGGAUCUCAAAUCCAUUGCACUUCAAGCUCGAAAUGCUGAAUAUAACCCAAAGCGUUUUGCUGCGGUUAUAAUGAGGAUCCGUGAACCAAGAACUACUGCUCUGAUUUUCAGCUCUGGAAAAAUGGUCUGCACUGGAGCCAAGAGCAGUGAAGAGCAAUCUCGCCUCGCUGCAAGGAAAUAUGCUCGGGUGGUACAGAAACUUGGUUUUCCUGCCAAAUUCCUCGACUUCAAAAUCCAAAAUAUGGUUGGGAGUUGUGAUGUCUGCUUUCCUAUACGCUUGGAAGGCCUGGUCCUCACUCAUCAGCAAUUCAGCAGCUAUGAGCCCGAGUUGUUUCCAGGUUUGAUAUAUCGCAUGGUGAAACCACGUAUUGUCCUGCUGAUUUUUGUGUCUGGAAAAGUUGUGCUCACAGGUGCAAAAGAGCGGUCUGAGAUCUAUGAAGCUUUUGAAAAUAUUUACCCCAUCCUGAAAGGGUUCAGGAAGCAAUAG
Molecule: messenger RNA, 942 nt
Organism: Danio aesculapii
Lineage: Eukaryota; Metazoa; Chordata; Actinopteri; Cypriniformes; Danionidae
Gene: tbpl2
Product: TATA box binding protein like 2
Exons: 7
Coding region: 1-942 (313 amino acids)
Biological process (GO): DNA-templated transcription initiation
Molecular function (GO): RNA polymerase II general transcription initiation factor activity; DNA binding
Source: RefSeq, a predicted model, not a curated record